Molecule: messenger RNA, 1125 nt
Organism: Toxotes jaculatrix (banded archerfish)
Lineage: Eukaryota; Metazoa; Chordata; Actinopteri; Toxotidae
Gene: nebl
Product: nebulette
Exons: 9
Coding region: 70-1125 (351 amino acids)
Cellular component (GO): focal adhesion
Molecular function (GO): actin filament binding
Source: RefSeq, a predicted model, not a curated record
GGUGGUUUCUCUGUCUCACAGGUGGACUUUAACCGCUGAGAGGACGAGAGCACAGAGGAGGUCUGGAGGAUGAACCCUCAGUGCGCCCGCUGUGGGAAGAUCGUCUACCCGACGGAGAAAGUCAGCUGCCUGGACAAGAACUGGCACAAAGGAUGUUUCCACUGCGAGGUUUGCAAGAUGACCCUGAACAUGAAGAACUACAAAGGCUACGACAAGAAACCGUACUGCAAUGCACAUUACCCCAAGACAUCGUUCACCAUCGUGGCCGACACACCAGAGAACCUGAGACUGAGACAGCAGAGCGAGCUACAGAGCCAGGUGAAGUAUAAGAAGGAUUUUGAGGAGAGUAAAGGUCGAGGGUUCAGCAUCGUGUCCGACACUCCAGAGAUGCAAAGACUCAGAAGGACUCAGGAGCAGAUCAGUAUCGCCAAGUACCAUGAGGACUUUGAGCGGGCGCGCGGCCGAGGCUGUACGCCGGGAUUGGACGAUCCCAGCAUGGAGCGCUACCAACGAGCCAAUCAGAUGAUGGGAGAGGCGGGCUACAGCAAAGGGAUCCACUCCCAGUCGAUGGAGAUGGACAGACGACCAGGAGGCAUCAUUGUCGACCUGAAGGUGUGGAGGACGGACCCGGGCUCCAUAUUUGACUUUGACCCUCUGGAGGACAACAUCCAGUCCAAGAGCCUCCGCAGGAUGUCUGAUCGGGCUGACCGCAGACUGAGCAGGCAGCACUCCCAGCAGUCUCUCAUCCACAGCCAGGCUCAGUCCGUUAGCUCGCUGACCUCUGACCCCUGGGACCGCAGCUCCACUCAGACUCCUGCUCCGGUCCUUCCAGGAGCGUACCAUCAGGGCGUCCACAUGCAGCAGCAGCAGCAGUAUCACGGCUACAUGCACCAAACCAGCAUGUCAUCUGUCAGAUCCGUCACCUCUCCACCGCACUCAGCCACCAUGCGUGUUUACCGGGCGCUGUACGACUACGCUGCUCAGGACCACGAUGAGGUCUCCUUCAGGGACGGUGAUGUCAUCAUCAACGCUCAGCCCAUCGACGAGGGCUGGAUGUACGGAACCGUGCAGAGAACCGGCAAGUCCGGCAUGCUGCCGGCAAACUACGUGGAGUGCUGCAACUAG